AUAGCAAUACUUGAAUUGACGUUAUGUAGUGAAUGAUAAUGUUUUAUCCUAUAAAAAAUGGAGGAUCCACACAGAGUUGAGACCAACAAGAAGAAGAAUAAGAGGAAUCAAGAAUGUCGAGUGGGGUUGGUCAAGUAGUGGAGAACAAGCAGGUGAGGCUGAAGCGGUAUGUGAAAGGCUUCCCUGUGGAAUCGGAUCUGUACGUGACAUCUGAUAACACUAUCGAGCUCAGAGUGUCCGAUGGGUCUCCAGAGGGUACUACUUUGGUGAAGAAUCUCUACUUGUCUUGCGAUCCUUACAUGCGAUUCCGUAUGGGGGAAUCCCAAAUUGGCGAGUUCCCUUCCUUUACCAUUGACGCUCCCAUAGACGGAUUUGGGGUUGCCAAAGUGUUAGACUCAAAGAACCCUGACUUUAAGGUCGGUGACCUUAUUUGGGGGAGAAUAAAAUGGGAGGAGUACAGUCUUAUCACAAAACCUGAAGGUUUCUUCAAAAUCCAGCACACUGAUGUUCCCUUGUCUUACUAUACUGGGAUUCUUGGUAUGCCUGGAAUUACUGCCUACUUUGGUUUUAAUGAGGUUUGUUCUCCAAAGGAAGGAGAAUAUGUCUUCAUUUCAGCGGCAUCUGGUGCUGUUGGUCAGCUUGUGGGGCAGUUUGCAAAGUUGAAGGGUUGUUAUGUUGUUGGAAGUGCUGGAAGCAAAGAGAAGGUUGAACUCUUAAAGACUAAGUUUGGAUUUGAUGAGGCUUUCAACUAUAAAGAAGAGCACGACUUAGUUGCAGCUUUGAAAAGGUUUUUCCCCGAAGGCAUUGACAUUUACUUUGAGAAUGUUGGAGGUAAAAUGCUUGAUGCAGUGCUCCUUAACAUGAGAGUACAAGGUCGAAUUGCUGUAUGUGGAAUGAUCUCUCAGUACAAUCUUGAUCAUCCAGAACCUGUUUACAAUUUGAUGAGUGUGAUAUAUAAUCGUGUUCGUAUUGAGGGCUUUAUCUCGUUCGAUUACUUCUCCCGAUACUCGGAGUUCGUAGAUGCAGUGCUGCCUUACAUCAGAGAGAAGAAGAUCAAUUAUGUGGAAGAUGUAGUUGAAGGCCUCGACAGCGGCCCUGCAGCUUUGGUUGGACUUUUCAGUGGCCGCAACAUAGGGAAGCAAGUAGUUGCUGUAGCUCAUGAGUGAUCUUAAAUGUAGUGGUGUGUAUGAUAAGUUGAGUCUUAUGCUUGAUAAUAUAUUUUCUUUUUCUGUUCUGAAGAGUGAACAAGGGAGUGAGUGUGUGUUAUGAAUAAAUGCGUGCGUUGGUGAUUUCUUUGUGUAUGAAUUGAAAUUGUUCACA
This is a messenger RNA of Tripterygium wilfordii, 1320 nucleotides long. Its product is annotated as NADPH-dependent oxidoreductase 2-alkenal reductase-like. The record is from RefSeq and is a predicted model, not a curated record. Gene Ontology annotation, molecular function: 2-alkenal reductase [NAD(P)H] activity. The coding region runs from base 114 to 1166 and encodes 350 amino acids. Lineage: Eukaryota; Viridiplantae; Streptophyta; Magnoliopsida; Celastrales; Celastraceae. The transcript is spliced from 5 exons.